AUGUGUUUCAGAUCCAACGACUCAAUCGGAUUUCACUUCCCAGAUUAUUCUCCAUCCGAUGUUGAAGCUGGCACAAACGCAACAAUCCAGCUUGAAUACACUUCAACAUAUGAUGGAAGUGGGAACGAAACAUUUUAUGCUUGUGCAGAUGUUACUUUCGUAGAAGAGAGUGAUUUCACCACAAGCGUCUCUUGCUUCAACGCUACUGUCACCGGUCCUUCUACUGAGGGCAUAGCGAGCUCUGUCGCAACAUCAUCUGCAACCUCUACAUCAACGGGAUCCUUGACAGUUUCAUUGUCUACCACCUCAGAUUCAUCAUCAUCGAGUUCCAGCGGGCUAUCUAAAUCAGCCGCUGCUGGUGUCACAGUCGGUUGUAUUGCGGGUGGUCUCGCUUUGGUUGGAUUUGCAGUAUUCUUGUUGAUGAAGAAAUACUCGUAUAAGCCUCGAUUUAGAGGAAGAGAACACGUCGGAAGCGUUAGAUUGAGCAGAGGAGAUGAACACCAUACUCUUGAUUGGGGAAGUAAACUGGAUAAUACGGCAGGAACAGUGGAUGUCAUGAUGAACGUUAAAAAGAACAUCUGA
Botrytis porri is the source of this 582-nucleotide messenger RNA. RefSeq lists its product as uncharacterized. The transcript has 4 exons. Lineage: Eukaryota; Fungi; Ascomycota; Leotiomycetes; Helotiales; Sclerotiniaceae. The record is from RefSeq and is a predicted model, not a curated record. The coding region runs from base 1 to 582 and encodes 193 amino acids.